Zophobas morio is the source of this 801-nucleotide messenger RNA. Its product is annotated as zinc finger protein 530-like. Gene Ontology annotation, cellular component: nucleus. The coding region runs from base 1 to 801 and encodes 266 amino acids. Gene Ontology annotation, molecular function: DNA-binding transcription factor activity, RNA polymerase II-specific. NCBI's taxonomy places the organism in Eukaryota, Metazoa, Arthropoda, Insecta, Coleoptera, Tenebrionidae. The record is from RefSeq and is a predicted model, not a curated record. The transcript has 5 exons. Gene Ontology annotation, biological process: regulation of transcription by RNA polymerase II.
AUGUUCCAACCAAUCAGAUACGCGGAGCGAAUUUUUCACUGCGAACGCUGCUCCAAGUCGUACAAGAACCCAGAGACUCUUAGGCGCCAUCUUACGUACGAGUGUGGAAUCGAACCCCAGUUUGCGUGUAUUCAAUGCAACAGAAGGUUUAAGAGGAAGUUUCACUUGAUCAGGCAUUCGUUGAGGUGCGAAAAUGGGGGAUUCUUUUGUCGAGCUUGCGGCAAGUCGUACAAACACUACCCGAGUUUGUUUCGCCACUUGAAGAAGGAGUGUGGACAGAAUUUUAGAUUUUCCUGCGAGUUUUGCGGGAUUAAGUUUAUCCACGAGAGGGCGCUUAUCCGCCAUGAAAGAAGGCGUAACGACAUCCUUCAUCUCUCCAGUGCCACAGCCAACCCGGCGAUGUCGUUAUCCCUUCGCAGCGCAUGCCACUCUCCUCAUUUUACCUCUCUCUUUUUCAGGCCUCGACUUUCCGCGCUACUCGUGCGCGAAGUGCGGCAAAACGUACAAACACAAGACGCACCUGAAGCGUCACGGGUUUUCGUGUUGGAUAAUAAGUUCUGGUUGGACUGUAAAGAGUACGCGUGCCGGAACUGCUGGAAGACGUACGCGAAAAAGUCGACGAUGGCGAGGCACAUGAAGUACGAGUGCGGCAAGCUGCCCAUGUUCGCGUGCUCGAUUUGCCCGUACCGGGGCUACCAGAAGACGCACGUGGAGCGCCACCUGUCGAGGAAGCAUAACAUUUUGCUCAAGGAGGAGAUCGGGAGGGCGAUCGAGUUCUUGGGGAAGAAGGGGGCGUCAUAG